This is a messenger RNA of Annulohypoxylon truncatum, 2535 nucleotides long. Its product is annotated as FAD/NAD(P)-binding domain-containing protein. Gene Ontology annotation, molecular function: NADH dehydrogenase activity; calcium ion binding. The transcript is spliced from 2 exons. NCBI's taxonomy places the organism in Eukaryota, Fungi, Ascomycota, Sordariomycetes, Xylariales, Hypoxylaceae. Bases 148 to 2223 code for a protein of 691 amino acids. The record is from RefSeq and is a predicted model, not a curated record.
CUUUCCUCAAUUAAGCUUCACUUUUCCUAUUUCCCGGACACGUAAACUAUUGUCCAUUCCUGCGAUAUGCCGUGUUGCGUUAUGACCAGUCUUUCAUUAUAGUCGUUCAUUUCUUCUAGACUUUGAAUUGGUGAAAGACUACCGAGGAUGCCGACUCAGCUAGGAGCUGCUACCGCCUUCGCUCUUCGUGCCGGCCGCCAAAGCUCUCCUAGCUAUAAUCUCAUUUCCGCAGCUCUAUUGAGACAGCCAAAGCGUAUUAACGUUCGUCAAUUCGGUAUCUUCUCUCGACCGAGCCCCUCGAAACGAAGUAACCCUGCGACACCCACCCAAUGGCUAUUCCCGUCCCAGCGCGCUGUUCGCGCAAUUUCAGGGAAACCCCUCCCUCAGAGACGAUCCGUAAUACUUAACUUCGCAUAUCGAACAGCCGCUGUAGUUGGCACUGGCGUUGGUUUCUUGGGAGCAUUACUCGUGGCAUUCUUUUUGUAUGAUUCGACGACAUACAAGGAAACUUCAGUUGUUUUUGGCGAUUGCCAUGUAUCUGAAUCAGCCCUAUCGCCUCGACGCGGAGGACCCAAGAAUCUUCCCAUCAUAGAAGCGCUGCUUGACGACGAAGAUAAUGAAGAAGCUAAGAAGAGGAAAACAAAGCCACGGCUUGUGAUUCUGGGCGGUGGUUGGGGAAGUGUCGCACUACUAAAGCAGCUCAAUCCUGACGAUUAUCACGUUACGGUUAUUAGCCCGAAGAACUACUUCCUUUUUACGCCCAUGUUACCCUCUGCAACUGUUGGGACUUUAGAGAUGCGAAGUCUCGUCGAACCAAUUCGUAGGAUCCUGUCAAGAAUUGGCGGUCACUAUUUGCGAGCAUCCGCCGAAGAUGUUGAAUUUUCGCACAAAUUAGUGGAAGUAUCCCAGAUUGAUUCUCGUGGACAAGAGGUUAGGUUCUACAUCCCGUAUGACAAGCUUGUCAUUGCUGUGGGAUCUGUGACAAACCCUCACGGAGUUAAGGGUCUUGAGAAUUGCUUCUUCCUCAAGGAUAUCAACGACGCUCGUAUGAUUCGAAAUCAGGUUAUGAGGAAUCUAGAACUCGCUUGUCUUCCAACGACGCCGGAUGACGAACGUAAGAGACUACUAUCGUUUGUCGUCAGCGGUGGUGGCCCCACCGGUGUUGAAUUUGCUGCUGAGCUUUUCGAUCUGUUGAACGAGGAUCUGACUAGGAGAUUUCCUCGACUUUUACGGAAUGAGAUCUCGGUACACUUGAUUCAGAGCAGAGGACAUAUAUUAAACACAUACGAUGAGGCCCUUUCUAAAUACGCCGAAGACCGAUUUGCUCGCGACCAGGUGGAAGUCCUUGUCAAUUCUAGAGUGAAGGAGGUGCAGAAGGAUAAGAUCAUAUUCACACAAUUAACAGACGAUGGCACUAUGCUUACCAAGGAACUUCCGAUGGGCUUCUGCCUGUGGUCGACUGGUGUUUCCCAAGCAGAGUUGUGUCGACGAAUUGCUGCGAAAUUAGGACCGGCGCAGAACAACCGCCACGCCCUUGAAACCGAUACCCACCUACGACUUAAUGGAACCCCUCUUGGCGAUGUUUAUGCGAUAGGAGACUGCUCGACCGUCCAGAACAAUAUUUCGGAUAGCAUCAUCACCUUCCUACGCGGCCAUGCGUUCAAGUUGGGCCGAGACCCCGAAACCGUCGAGCUCCACUUCAGCGAUUGGCGAGCCGUAGCCUCGGACGUCAAGCGACGAUUCCCGCAAGCAUCUUCGCACUUAAAGCGCCUAGACAAGCUCUUCGAGCAGUUUGAUAAAGACCAAUCCGGCACUCUCGAUUUUGGCGAAUUAAGGGAACUUCUCAAGCAGAUCGACAGCAAGUUAACAUCACUACCAGCAACAGCGCAACGCGCCAACCAGCAGGGCAUCUAUCUCGCGAAGAAAUUCAACAAGCUAGCACACGCCGCGCCGGGGCUCAGGGCAAACGAUAUCAGAGAUGGAGACCUAGACGAGGCGUGCUAUAAAGCGUUCGAGUACCACCACUUAGGCAGCCUGGCAUACGUGGGUAACAGCGCCGUAUUCGAUCUCGGUGGCGGCUGGGGCGUGACAGGAGGCUUGUGGGCGGUGUACGCAUGGCGUAGCGUGUAUUUUGCGCAGAGCGUGGGCGUGCGGACGAGGGUGCUUAUGGCAAUGGAUUGGGCGAAACGGGGGCUUUUUGGACGAGAUCUCAUGAGUUUCUGAUGACCUACUAAGAACGAGUGGAGGGAGGGAGUUCGAGUUUCACUUGCCAGUUGCCAGAUACCCGAUUUCCACGGCCGGUAUGGUGUAAAUAGGGCGUGGGAUUUUUAUGAUGGGAAGGUUGGGCUCAGGUUGAAGUGCUUAUGCGAAGCUACAGAGAUGAUAUCACGGUUGAUUCUGACCGAGUUACGAGACUGACGCGGAGUUUAGAGCACGGUCAACUAGAAUUAGUGAUAAUCAAAUAUGAAACUGCCAACAGCAUACUGAGAGUUUUCGAUUUACCCCUUUUUAGCAAGCGCUUAGUUAUCUUUAUAC